AUGCCACCAAUUCGCUCUAAAGAUGCUAGGAACUCUAUAGAGAUAGAGGGAAGACUUGAACUCGCGAUAAAUGCUAUUAAAAAGCAGGAAAUAUCCUCUAUUUCUGAAGCUGCACGCAUCUUUAAUGUGCCACGCUCUACACUUGGUCAUAGACUCAGUGGUCGAUCUUCACGGGUGAAUUUACGCGCAAAUUCACAUAAAUUAACUCCUGCUGAAGAGGAUAAGCUUGUUCAAUGGAUCCUAGACCUAGCUUUACGAGGACUACCACCCCGGCCUGCAUUUGUGGAGAAUAUGGCUAAUCAUCUUCUUGCCAUACGGAAGCCUAGCCAUACAAACCACCCUCCUCGCGUUGGCAAGAACUGGGUGUCAAAUCUAGUGGCACGCCGUCCAGAGCUCCAAUGCCGCUUCUCAAGACGCUAUAACCAUGAUCGGGCCAAGUGUGAAGACCGCAGGAUUGUGGAGGAUUGGUUUAAGACCCUAGAGAGGGUAAUGACUGAGCAUGGGAUUGUGUUUGAAGAUAUUUACAACUUUGAUGAAGCUGGGUUUGCAAUGGGGCUCUGUGCAACUACCAAGGUCAUUACUAGUGCUGAGCACUACGGACGAGCAACUCUUAUACAGCCUGGGAAUCGUGAGUGGGUGACUGCAAUUGAGUCAGUCAACGCGUCAGGAUGGGCCCCUCCGCCGUAUAUUAUCCUCAAAGGUCACAAUAUUCAGGAAGGCUGGUUUGACGGGCUGCCGGAAGGCUGGAGAUUGGAUGUUAGUCCUAAUGGCUGGACCACAGAUGAGAUAGGAAUCAAAUGGCUUACACGGCUGUUUAUUCCAGCUGCAAAUCCACGCAGGGUUGGAACCCAUAUUCUUCUUAUUCUGGACGGGCACGGCAGUCAUCUUACUCCGGAAUUUGACCAAAUCUGCAGUGAGAAUAAGAUUAUUCCUCUCUGCAUGCCACCACAUUCUUCACACCUUUUGCAGCCACUAGAUGUGGGUGUUUUUGCACCUUUAAAGCGCGCGUACGGAACCCUAGUUGAACAGCGAAUGCGGCUAGGAUUCAACACCAUUAAGAAGGCAGAUUUCCUAGAUGCCUAUCCUGCAGCACGUCGGGAAGCCUUCAAGGCUUCAAACAUUCAAAGUGGGUUCAGGGCCACUGGAAUAGUUCCAUUGGAUCCUCAAUGCGUUGUUCAGCAGCUGAAUAUUCAACUCCGAACCCCUACUCCCCCAGCCAGCAGGUCAAGCAAUUCAACGUCAUCCUGGAUCCUACAAACACCUAGUAACCCCCGGCAAUUGCAGAAGCAGGUGAAUAAGGUCAGAAAUCUUAUGGAUCAGGAUCAACCUCAUGGGUUAGUGGAAGGCUUUGACCAAAUAAUCAAGGCCUGCGAAUACGGGAUGGUCAGCGCCAUGGUUAUGAAGAAGCAGUAUGAGGAUAUUUUCAAUGCAAAUGAGAAAGAGAAGCAAAAACGCAAGAGGUCUACACGCAGGAUCCCAAGUGCAGGGGGUCUAACUAGGAAUGAAGCUCAGAAUCUUAUUAUUCCUGCAGCUGAGCCUGCUGAACAGCCUGUUAUUCAACAUUCCGUACCUGCGGCCCCGGAGCCUAGACCCCGCAUACGAGCGCCACAACGCUGCAGCAAUUGCAAUACUGUUGGGCAUACAAGAAUAAGAUGUCCUCAACUUCAUGUAAUUUAA
Histoplasma mississippiense is the source of this 1677-nucleotide messenger RNA. RefSeq lists its product as hypothetical. Gene Ontology annotation, molecular function: DNA binding. Gene Ontology annotation, cellular component: nucleus. The transcript has a single exon. Bases 1 to 1677 code for a protein of 558 amino acids. Lineage: Eukaryota; Fungi; Ascomycota; Eurotiomycetes; Onygenales; Ajellomycetaceae. The record is from RefSeq and is a predicted model, not a curated record.